Messenger RNA from Lactuca virosa, 420 nucleotides. Lineage: Eukaryota; Viridiplantae; Streptophyta; Magnoliopsida; Asterales; Asteraceae. The record is from the annotation of a GenBank genome assembly.
GCAGGCUAUGAGGGUAGUAUGCUUGUACCAUAUGUCAUGGUUGGUGAACGCCGUUUGUCAUGGAUUAGGACACCAGACAUGGGCCACAACUGAUCUUUCUCGGAAUAUUUGGUGGAUUGGAAUACUAUCAUUUGGAGAAGGAUGGCACAAUAAUCAUCAUGCAUUUCAGUACUCAGCAAAGUUUGGUUUAGAAUGGUGGCAAAUUGAUAUGACAUGGUAUGUGAUACGUCUCCUUGAAACUAUCGGGGUGGCGACUGAUGUUAAACGACCAUACCAAAUUGAUAUUCAAAGAAGGAUAGUUUGUUACAAAACCUGAUCACCCUUACUCUAGUUUUAGUUAUGGAAGUCCUCUAACAGGUUUUUUUAUUUGUAGUUCUUUUGUAUCUAACUUUAAAAAAACAUUUAGAGGUACACUGAGUC